Molecule: messenger RNA, 249 nt
Organism: Adineta ricciae
Lineage: Eukaryota; Metazoa; Rotifera; Eurotatoria; Adinetida; Adinetidae
Source: the annotation of a GenBank genome assembly
AUGGAAUCGAAACAGCAGACGAUGCUCGUCUGGCAAACAUUUGUUUGUCUUCUAUAUUUCAUUGUAUUUUUUAAUGGUAUAUCAGCAAACACGGAACCGGAGAUCGUUUCAACUGAAAAUGAAAUUAUUACUUAUACUAAUCAUACAGCUAAGCUUUCUUGUAUAAUUCGAAAUAGAAACCGACAGCACGUUACGUGGUCCCGUGUUACUUAUGUAAAUGAAAGUCGAAAAAUUACCGAUCUUUUUUGA